Messenger RNA from Trichobilharzia regenti, 1351 nucleotides. Lineage: Eukaryota; Metazoa; Platyhelminthes; Trematoda; Strigeidida; Schistosomatidae. The record is from the annotation of a GenBank genome assembly.
GUAGUGUCCUAGGUCCACUUUUAUUCACAAUCUACAUUAACAGCAUUUGCAAGCGCUUCACCUUAGGCAAACCAUUCCUAUAUGCUGACGACCUCAAAGUCGUCUACUCCUGCUACACUCAUGAAUUAAGCGAUAUGGUUACUAAAAUACAUCUUGAACUAAGUAGUCUCGCAUCAUGGUGUGCCGAUUCCUGUCUAAAUUUUAACAUUGACAAAUGCGGCUGGAUUUGUAUUGGCAACAGUAACCUUGAUCUAACUCUUGAAAUAAAUGGGCGAAAACUAGCUAAGCUCAACUCAGUCGUAGAUCUCGGUAUUAGAUACUCUAGUAACCUAACGUUCGCUGAACAGACUGAUUAUGCCAGACGUAAAACGCGUAGGCUGAUAGGAUGCAUAACACGCAAUUUCUUUUGUUGUGAAACUAGGGUUUUAUUAUACAAAGUAUGUGUCCGACCUAUCUUAGAAUACUGCCCGUUUAUUCUUAGCGGACUAAGACAAAAUGACAAGCUUAAAUUAGAGGGAGUGCAACGGCAGUUUACCUCAAGAACUCUUGGUUUAGAAAGUAGUCUGGAAUACCAUGAGAGAUGCGUAAGACUAAGAUUAGAACCCCUCUGGAAAAGACGCCUUAAGCUAAACCUAAUCUUUUACUAUAAGCUAACUAAUCUUCUCUUGCAUUCCUCCGAGCCAAUAACUAAACCUACCGCUGUCGUCAGUUACAAUCUUAGAAAUCAUCACAACCUAGCUGCUAUAGAGCACUGUCAGACUUACGUGCGGUACAACUUCUUCUUAAAUAAGUUUUCAGUCAUUUGGAAUAGACUACCAGCUAAUGUGCGCGAUGCAAACACACUUCCAGUGUUCAUCUCCUCAGUCACCAGACUGCUCAAAGAUGACAAUGCACUUAUACGUCUGACUCUUACACCCUCUUUUUCACCCUACAUAGAUAUUUUAAGUUGUUUAAACGUGUAGUUACAGCAAACUACAAUUAUAAAUUUUAAUAUUAUUGGAACUAGAUGAUUAACAUUUCUACACAGGACAGUAAUAUUAGUUCACACAUAAUAUAAAAGUUAGCAUAACGGGACUAGUUAGUUUGUGUACCAAAAUAACCACAGUUACUAAACAGAAUAUAUAUGUAUAUAUUUAUUAAUCACUCCUUAAGGACUCCCGUUGCUUUCUUUUGCGUUGCUGUUGUUUGUCUUCUUUUUUCUCUCACCAUUUCAGCUUCCAUUUGACUUUUUGAAUGAGAAUGAAUAAUGUGGAUAUUUGACCAUUUACAAUGACAAAUGAUCUGCAAACAUUAUUGGUCCCGUAUCUUUCAGUUGCCUGGUUAAUAACGAAUUAACUUUCUCCACGACGCA